AUGCAAGCACGUAUAGGGCUCUGGGUGUCUCGGGGCGGCCGUCUCGACAUCCGCCAGCAACUCCCCAUCAGUCCGUCGAUGCUUCAGCCGGACGAAUACCUGAUCCGCGUCCUUUACAGCGGGCUCAAUCCUGCGGACCACAAGCAUUCAAUUUUUCUGGGCAUCUGCGACCUCGUUGCUGGGUACGACUUCGCGGGCACCGUUGUGGCCCGGGGCUCUGACAGGCUGAGUCUCCUGCCGGGGGCUUUGGUCUGUGGUCUGGCGCGGACGGGGCUUUGCAUUGGCAACCAGCAAUCAGGGCUCCACGGCGCCCACCAGCAGUUCCUCGUUGCCGCGGCGAAAGGCGUGUUUCCGCUCCCCGCCCAGACUUCAGAUGCAGAACUCCAGGUGUUGGCAACCGUGCCUGUCGUUGUCGCCACGGCCGCGGACUGCUUGUUCGGGCUGCUGGGGCUGGAUGACACGCCCAGCGCGAAGAACAAGGCGCCUCUGCUUGUCUGGGGGGGCGGCUCUGCCGUUGGCCACGCCGUCAUCCAGUUUGCGCGCGAGGCGGGAGUAGCGCCCAUCCUUGUGCUGGCAUCGCCGCGUCAUCACGAGGCGCUGAGGCUGCGCGGGGCAACCCGCUGCUUCGAUUACCGGCAUAUCGACACCAUCCGCCACCAGAUCGCAGUGGCCAUGCGCGAGCUCUCCCCCGGUAGCGACGGUGGCUGUCUUCGCCUCGCCAUCGAUGCCACGGGCAUGAACCAUGUCGAGAUCCACUCCAUCCUCGCCGAUGCGAGCGCAGAAGCGCAUGGGUCUACGGGCUGUGGCGCGGCGCGAAUUGUGUCCACCGUGGGCGGUUCCGGGGAUACUCUCAAACCCUUCGCGGCGGUGAUCUUUGGGGAAGAUGUGCAUCUGGGCGGCGGCCGGGUGGUUCGCGGACGGGUGGCGGACGGGGCUCUCGUCGCGGACAAGGUUCGAUGGGCCAUCCAGCACUUGGGAAACCAGUUCCACCAAGUGCCGGUCGAGGUCCUCGAUGGCGGAUGGCCCGCCCUGAUCCCCGGCGUGACACGAGUCAGCGCUGGUGGCAUGUCCUUUCGCAAGCUAGUUUUCAAAAUGCCGCAGGAGGAGGUCGAAGGAACGGGCGCAGUUGCAGGCGCAGAAAAGCUGGUAUGA
Messenger RNA from Botrytis sinoallii, 1152 nucleotides. RefSeq lists its product as uncharacterized. The transcript has a single exon. The coding region runs from base 1 to 1152 and encodes 383 amino acids. Gene Ontology annotation, molecular function: oxidoreductase activity, acting on NAD(P)H. The record is from RefSeq and is a predicted model, not a curated record. Lineage: Eukaryota; Fungi; Ascomycota; Leotiomycetes; Helotiales; Sclerotiniaceae.